Molecule: messenger RNA, 4671 nt
Organism: Ogataea philodendri
Lineage: Eukaryota; Fungi; Ascomycota; Pichiomycetes; Pichiales; Pichiaceae
Exons: 4
Coding region: 1-4671 (1556 amino acids)
Biological process (GO): protein polyubiquitination
Cellular component (GO): nucleus; cytoplasm; ubiquitin ligase complex
Molecular function (GO): nucleic acid binding; ubiquitin-ubiquitin ligase activity
Source: RefSeq, a predicted model, not a curated record
AUGAGUGAUCCUGAAGACGUGACAGCGCUUUCUAGCGAGACAACCCAACCAAAACCUAAAAAAGUGACCGCUCCAGUGGUGUCGGAAAAGACGCCCUCCAAGACCAUCACCGUGUCGGAGAAACAAACGCCAGUCUCCAGUUCGACCAGUUUGUCUAUCUCUCCCGAGAACAGACAGAUAGAAUCAAUCGACGACUGGAUCAACCUCAAGUUGGAGUAUAUUCUCAACUCGACCCUUUCACAGCAAAAAUCAUCAAAAUACACCUAUUUGGACUCCCUCGCCAAGGAGAACUCCAAGUUCACUUCCGAGCUCGUUGACAGCGUCCUUUUGGAAAUCCUCACCGAGAUCGGUGUCGACCAGUCAAAGUACAAGUCGGCCUUCGAUUUCCUGGCUGAUUGCUGGACAAGAGCCAAGAACGUUAGAAGACUCAUCAAGGCAGACGAACAGAACAAACUUGCAAAGAUCUCACUUGCAGAUGAGGCAAUUAGACUUACAUCGAGUUACUCGUUGAUCUUGUUUCUGGUUCCUGAUAUGUUUAUCAACGAAGUCAACGUUCAGGACGUUAUCCGUCUGCUUUGGUCGUCUGUCGAUAAGUACGACAGCUUCUUGAUGGACAUUAUCACCAGAUCCAUAGAAAACGAUAACGUUCUCGAGUUCCUGAAUGUGUUUUUGCCAUCGUUGGCACAACAGCUGUUGACUCUGAAUUAUUCCACAGACACAGAUUACUCAAAGAUCGUCACAGUUUACCAGAUUUUCGUCUCCAACAAGAUCAUUGCAUCUCAAAUCUAUCUAGUCGAUGGCUUCAACCCAGAAGGUUUGAAAGCUAACGAGUUCGAACUCAAAACGACACUGGGUCCAUUGCUCAGAGUCUCUGCUUUACUUCCAGAAGUUGCCGUCUCCAAUUACCCCGAUGGUCUCACCAAACCCCAAAUUAAAACCAUCCACGAGUCGCUUCAUAGCGAGCAACUCGUGUUGAUGAACAGACUGUUCGGAAUAUGCGAUAAGAUUGUGCGAUCUGGAGAAGCUUGCCGUAUGGCCUUUCUCAAAUAUCUUGCAGAUAUCGUCAACAAGAACCAUUUGAGAAGGGGUGAACAUGCCAACCCGAAGAAACUCGCUUCCGACUCAUUCAUGUUUUGCAUUACCAUCAUCUUGGUCAAGUUGUCGCAACCAUUCCUUUCGGAUGGAAUCAAAAUCGAUAAGAUUUCGACCAAUUACCUUAAUUGUCGUAAUCGUCUCUUGGAUUUGCACGAGGAGACUAAAAUCAACUCGACAAUCCAGGAGUACGAUGAAUACUACUCCGAAGACAAACUGUCUGAUCUCCCUUUGAACUUCAUAUCUGAGUGCUUCUACCUGCUUCUGGGAUAUCUCCAUUACGGUUUUGGUGGAAUGAUCACCAGUUCUGAGAGGCUGGUGAGCUACAUCAGACAACUCACCCAGGAACUUGCCAAGCUCGAGCAAAUGAUCCAAAAGACCGGAGGAGGAGGAUCCAAUCCUAUCACGAAAAUGCUUAUCGACACAAGAUUAACUCCGAUGAAGAAAGAGCUUCAAAAAAUGAAGUCUAUGAAGCUGUCAAUUGACAUGUGCUCUUUGAACAGAGAGCUUCAGCUCGAGAUUUUCGAUGUCAUCACUGGAGCCAUCAAGUUCUUUAUUAGACUGAUUGAGCCUACUCAUACUUAUCCAAAUGUUUCACUUAAAAUUCCGCUGCAUAAUUUGGACGAUGAUGUGGACAAGUUUGACGAUGUGGAGUACCUAAGAACCAUUUCUCCAGUUCCGUUCAAAUAUUUCCCAGAGUUUUUCGUUGAAGGUGUUGUCAAUUACUGUCACUAUAUUGCGAAAUUCAACAAUAAUCCAAUGCUUCAAAAUGAAAAGCAGCUGACACAGUUCUUGGAGUUUGCAAUCACCAUUCUCAGAUGUCCUGAAUUGGUCAACAAUCCGCACUUGAAGGCCAGGUUGACUGAAGUGCUGUUUUUCGGAUCACUGCCUAUGGUCAACAAUAUGGAUGGCUACAUGAUUAAUAUUUUCAACAAUAACGAUCUAGUGAAGGAGAACUUGAUCAUCUCGCUACUGGAUUUCUAUGUGAUGGUUGAGAAGACAGGAGCCUCGUCGCAGUUCUACGAUAAGUUCAACGCAAGAUGCCACAUUUCCAUGAUCUUGGAACAGCUAUGGAAAUUCGACUACUUUCGGGCGGAUCUGAAGCGGAUCUCGAAAAACCAAAAGUUCUUUGUGAGACUGAUUGCGCGUAUGUUGAAUGACACUACCUACUUACUUGACGAGUCGUUGAACCACCUGCAAACAAUUGGUAACUGCCAAAGAGAAAUAGCCAGUCGUCAAAAGGGAAAUGCUCCAACCACAGAGGAAACCGAUGAGGAUUUGACGAAAAAACUCCAAGACAGCGAGCGUAUGGCGAAAUCGUUGGUCCAGCUGUCAAACAAGACUAUUCAGCUGUUUGAUUUAUUCACGAAAGAAAUUCCAACUGCUUUCAUCAUUAUAGAAAUUGUCGACCGGUUGGCAGGAAUGUUGAACUACAACCUGGUUGCACUUGUUGGUCCAAAAUGUAAUGAGUUGCGGGUGCAAAACCCAGAGAACUACCACUUCAAUCCGUCGGACUUGUUGCUGCACAUUUCUUCGAUUUUCAUCAACUUGUCGGACGAAAAGGAGUUUAUUAAUGCGGUUGCAAGGGACUCUAGAUCUUUCAACCCUGCAUGUUUCAAAAGAGCGAUCCAGAUCCUGAACAAGGUGGGAAAGAUCGAUUAUGAAUUCAGCACGAAGCUCGAUCUUUUUGUGGGAAAAGCAGAGCAGGUCAAGCAGGAGGACGAGGAGGAAGAGAUGGAGUUGGGUGACAUUCCUGACGAGUUCCUUGAUCCGUUGAUGUUCACGUUAAUGAAGGACCCGGUGAAACUGCCUCACUCGAAGGUGAGUAUGGAUCGGUCUGUUUUGAAAGCACACUUGAUGAACGAUCCAACAGACCCCUUCAACCGGAAUCCUCUAAAAUUGGAGGACGUUGAAGACGACGUCGAGCUAAGGGAGAAGAUUAACCGGUUCAUCCAGGAACGACGCCACUCAGUUCCCUCCUCGGCGUCAACUUUGAAAAAAGCAUUUGAUGCCAUAGAACUCAAGGCGACUACACCUCAAGGAAUAAUCAAGGAAUUAUCAGACGCUUAUGAUGUGCCAGAGAUCUUGGUCCGGUCGUUAUUUAAUAUGAACGGUAGGAACAACCAAUCCAACCUGAACGAUCGCAAAUUCAUCAUCAGUUUGGAAUCGGAGAUCAUCGAGUUCAUCAUGAAGCCGAACGUGGAUUCGUGGAAGAUGACGCCAUUGAAUUCCUAUUACCGGUUAUUAACGCACAAAUUAGCCGAGUACUACAACUUGGGGCACAUUCUGUCGAACGAUGGCUACUCGAUGGUUUUGUUCAAAAUCAACACCUCACUCGUCAAUGCAGACGACGAGACCAAAAAAUGGGCCAUUUUCGACAACGAGGGCAACAUCAAGCCGUUGGACUUCAGAAGCAUCAAAUUCGAUCCGAACGAAAAGCUCAACAGAAUCCAAGUGUCGGAACUGUUCGAGAACUACAAGUCUUACUUCACCGCGAAUCUCGAGCGGGAGGAGGAAGAAGAGAGGCAAUUGAACAAAAAUGGUAAGCUCACCAGAAAGGGCAGCAGAGAUGACUCGUUCCAGAACGGCAACUCUGGACAUUACAGAAACGGGAACGGGUAUUCCAACGAUGGUGACAAGCCUUACAAAAGAUACAACAAUAGAGGAGACCGCGAGGACAUGGAGUCCUACCAUGAUAUCGGGGAGGACGACUUUGAUGGCAGAUCGCGCGGAGCCAGAAAGGGAUAUCAGCAGCCGUCCAUGCCCGAGUAUGGGUACUACCAUCCAUUUGUUCCUUACAACUACACAUACGGAGGGCACCCGCAGCUGAUGGUGCCUCCGGUGAGUGCGACGUCGCCACACGUGAAGGGCGUUUCGCCGGCACCGGAGCAUCUGCAGGCGCCUGUCGAGUCGCCGGGAGGGGUUCCUGCAUACCCAUACUACUACCCGGUGCCUAGUUCUCCGGAUGCGUCUGUGAAGGGCGCGCAAGCCACUGGGGCGGGAUCCGAGGAGAACUUGGGCACGCCGACGGAUCUCACACAAACGUCUGCUGUUCCACCCGUGCACAUGGUUUCUCCGUACCAGUACUACUACUCGCCGUACAUGAACCAGGCAGCACCGCACCCGGGGGUUUACUACCACAUGGGGCCUGGCAACAACGGCGUGCCUUAUGCGAACGGCCGGACCAACUUGUUGGCCCUGUCGAGUGCGAUGUCGCACAUAGCGUUGAAUGCCUCUUGGAUCUCCAAGUUGAUGUUAUUGCGUUUGAUGCGGCUAUUCAUGUUUUCCAUGAUCUGGUCUCUGGAGCGUCCGUUGACAAACACCACGAACCGCAGUCCAGGGAACGUUUGUUCGUACAGGUCGUUCAAUUCGACGAGUUUCUGGGCCAACACCGGGUCUGCGUUGAGCUGGGCCUGUUCUUUGGACGAAUGGGCCGAGAGUUUUGUGUUUGGGUUCUUUGGUGGGCCCAGCCGCGGGUGUGCCGACACGAUCUUGUCGAUUGUUGGUUUCAGAGCCGGGUCUUUGGAGUAUUUGUCGAACAGGUCGAGCAACAGUGUUCUGGCUGUCUCGAUCAGCUGA